Messenger RNA from Arachis ipaensis, 1633 nucleotides. Its product is annotated as protein JASON. The record is from RefSeq and is a predicted model, not a curated record. Gene Ontology annotation, biological process: male meiosis II. Lineage: Eukaryota; Viridiplantae; Streptophyta; Magnoliopsida; Fabales; Fabaceae.
GGAAAAAGAUACCCCAAGCGUGUGCCUGAAAUAUGAAUUCCAUUCCUUCCCUCUCCCUCCUUCCUCAUCAUACUUCACUGUUAGUUCAAAUUUCAAAAUCCACUCCUCACUCUUCCCUUCUCUCUCUCUCACACUCUCUUGCUUCCUUCCUUAUCAAUUUACACUCUAUUUUUUUUAAAAGAAAUAAUUAGAGAAAAAUAGAGAAAAGGAACGUUAUAAUUACUGGUUCUUCUGCAUGAUAUGCGCUGGUUAGGUCUGAUUCUGAGGUUCGUGUUCCGAUCCUUCUACCGCGCCACCAUGGGUAGCUUCUUUUCUUGCUUUAGAGGCCGUGACAAUCGUCACCUUCCCACUACUGCCACCGCCGCCACCACCGCAGCGCUUUCUCGUCAGUCCAAAACCAACGAUGCUGUGGUCUCUCGAAAUCGGCUGUCUACUUUGUUUCUCUCUGAAGUAAGAGAAGAAUCUGCUUGCAAUGAGGGGAAGAGUUUUGGCACAGGAGCUCAGAUUCAUGACAAGGGACAUAAGGAUGAGGCCAUGUUUCUCAAAGCAUCUGAGAAGCUGAAAGUAUCACCUUCCUGUGGCAAAGAUUCUGAGCCUUCAAGGUUUCAUUCUUGGCGUCCCAACACGUCAGCCGAUAAAGUUCGGCUAGAUAAUCAACCAUUCAACCCCCCAACUCCCAAGAAAUGUUCUGAAGAUUGGGGGAAAAGAACAGAUUCUUUAGAGCAAACACCAAGCAGCUGUAUCUCCAAUACACAAAAUACUAGACGUGACUCUCUUGAUUCUAGUGAAGGAAGCAAGACAGGGAACCUUCAUGCUUCAGAACCCCCAAAUAAGGAGGGUGAAUAUAAAUUAUCACCUUAUCCCAUCCCUUUGAAGCUACCUGAUGAAAUGCAAACACCAGGAACUGUCUUUGAGACAGCUCAGUCGCAAUUUCGGUAUCCCAAGCAGGCAGAGAAUGAAAAAUCAAAGAAAGUCUUGAAUGAAAAUGAAUCAAAGGUGGAAGAAAGCUUGUCUUCAUGGCUGAAGCCGGCGUCCGUAAUUCUAGAGGAGAGAAACAAGAGAAUGGAAAUGGCGAAUAGUCAUAUUCGCAAAGCUCCAUCUGAUAGGCCUAUCAUUGGAAUGGUUGCUGCGCAUUGGACCGAAGACGAGGAAUCUCAUUUCCCUCCUCCUAAGUGGUGGGAUGGUAAUGGGAUACCAAACUCAACCAAUAAGUACAAGGAAGAUCAGAAAGUGAACUGGCAUGCAACGCCAUUUGAAGAAAGGUUGGAGAAAGCGUUGUCCGAGGAGAGUUCCAUAUCUCAAAGGAAGGAUUUUUGUGUAAAACCAAUUGCUUUUAAUGAGAAUGAAGAAAAUGACACAGCAGUGUCUCAGUUUCAGUCAUCACCGCAUCCUCAAUCCGUUGUGUCAUUCUAAUCAUUUAGAGUUGUCAAUCAAAUAGUGUUCUAUUCUUGUGUUUGGCAUUUGAGGAAUGGAAACUGAAUAUACCUGGUUCAACAUGUUGAUUGGUUGGAACAAGCAAUUGGUUAUACAAAUUUUUAUAGUAACAUGAAAUUGUCAAGCGCCUCCUCUGCUUGCAUUGUACAUAAGUCAUGAGAAUUAUUGCGUUAUAUAAUGGAUAUUUGAAAUUUGCUAA